This is a messenger RNA of Lepus europaeus (European hare), 1026 nucleotides long. RefSeq names its product proline-rich protein HaeIII subfamily 1-like. The record is from RefSeq and is a predicted model, not a curated record. The coding region runs from base 1 to 1026 and encodes 341 amino acids. The transcript is spliced from 8 exons. Lineage: Eukaryota; Metazoa; Chordata; Mammalia; Lagomorpha; Leporidae.
AUGCAGGAGCAGGACCCGGCCACUUCGCCACUGCCCCUGCUGCCUGUGACCCUGGGGAAGCAAACGGUGGGCGCAGAGCUGCAGGCCCUCUGGAAGCUUGAGGAGGCCCCAGGCCAGCAGGAACCCAACCCUGCCAAUAAGGACUGGUGCGACGGCCUCAGGGUGUCCCGGUCUAAGGACCGAGGGGCCGGCCUCUGCCCGCACAGCACAGCCGCUGCCCGCACGCUGGGCACAGAUCAGGGGUCCAGCUCCUUCCUCCGGCGGGAGGUUGGGGGCUCCCCGCCGGGCAAAGCCCCUGCUGAGCCCCGGGCACCCCGCGGGCCGCAGGAAGGCGUGGGCGGCCGCCCAGGGGCCGCGGGCGCCCGGCUCCGGGGCUGGGUCCGCUGUGUCCAGACCCAGGUCUCCGGGGGCUCCGGGGACUGCGCGCCCCUCAGAGAGCAGCGGGGUGCGUGCCGGCCGGUGACGUCACGCGCUCGGCGGGGGCGGGGUCGAAGGUGCCGCCCCAGGUGCCGCCUCCCCCAGGUGCCCCCUCCUCAGGUGCCCCCUCCUCAGGUGCCGCCCCAGGUGCCGCCCCCCUCCUCAGGCGCCCCCUCCUCAGGCGCCCCCCCUCAGGCGCCCCCUCCUCAGGUGCCCCCUCCUCAGGUGCCCCCUCCUCCUCAGGUGCCCCCUCCUCCUCAGGUGCCCCCUCCUCAGGCGCCCCCUCCUCAGGCGCCCCCUCCUCGUGUGCCCCCCCCUCAGGCGCCCCCUCCUCGUGUGCCCCCACCUCAGGCGCCCCCCCCUCAGGCGCCCCCUCCUCAGGUGCCCCCUCCUCGUGUGCCCCCUCCUCAGGCGCGCGUGCGCGGCUCCAGCUGCCCCGCUUCCCAUGGGGCCGCGCGGCGCGCCCACUUCCGGCAAGCGCGGGCCCGGAAGCGAGAGUCCACGGCGCCGGCGGAGGUGGAGGGCUAUGCCGGGCGGCCCGCAGCCGGCCCUCCCGCGGCGGUGGCUGCAGUCCGCGGCGGCUCUCCCGUGACCGGUGGCCCGCGCUGA